AUGGGUGCAGACGUAGUGGGUGUAGGCGAGGGCAGGGUAAACCAACAGAUAACCUUUCUCCACUCUACUGUGGCAGUGUUCGUCAUCCUGGCGGAGAUCGCGGCCACCCCGUGCUCCACCACCGACGACCUCAUCUCCGGCACCUGCAUGCCCUCCAGACAGUGCGCCAGCAAGUCAGGGACAUCCAGGGGCUCGUGUGCUGGCGGACUUGCCACCUGCUGCAUCAUAACGAGGACGUGUAACGAGGCGACGAGCCUGAACAACACGUACUUCAUCCACCCCGGCGCCACCAACACAGAGCUGGGCGCCUGUACCCUCACCAUCAACAGAGUCGCGCCCAACAUCUGCCAGAUGAGGUUCGAUUUCCUCGCUCUCGAACUCUCGCAGCCGGAUACGAACGGUGUCUGCACUAAAGACUUCCUGACGGUGACCGGCGGAGUGUCCAGUGUCCCAGUGAUCUGUGGCUCCAGCAGUGGUCAGCACAUUUACUACGACGUGGACCCCAGUGGCGGAGCUGUGAAGCUGACCAUUGAGCGCUCGGUGCAGGCGUCGCUCUCAACAACCUGGAACAUUAAGGUGACGCAGAUCACCUGUGGCUCCGAGUACCAAGCGCCCGUGGGCUGCCUGCAGUACUACACGACCACCGCUGGCACAGUCAGCAGCUUCAACUUCCUCAACACCAACAACGCCACUGGUCAGAGCAACAGGCAGCUGGCCAACCAGGACUACGGGAUCUGCAUCAGACGCGCCGACAACUACUGCGGCAUCACCUGGGAACAAAACAAUGAUAAUGGCACCUUUGGCUUCACCAUCUCCGAAAAAGCUGAUGUUCUUGCACCAGACCUUAUAGGUAGUUCGACCGUCAGCGUCUAUGGCAACAGCUGCACUGCGGACUACGUCAUAAUUCCCGGAGGCAAAUUCUACUCCGACAACAGCCAGAACACCUUACUGACGGCUGACAGGUUCUGCGGCCUCGGCUUCCCCGCCUCCGUCAGCACCACGUCUCAGCCCUUUGUCCUGUACGUCAAGACGGACGGUAACGAGGCGACGGACACUGUCAACCGCGGCUUUAGUCUCAACUAUCGCCAGAAGAGGACCUGUGUAUAG
This is a messenger RNA of Procambarus clarkii (red swamp crayfish), 1107 nucleotides long. The record is from RefSeq and is a predicted model, not a curated record. Lineage: Eukaryota; Metazoa; Arthropoda; Malacostraca; Decapoda; Cambaridae.